Messenger RNA from Mollisia scopiformis, 1399 nucleotides. RefSeq lists its product as uncharacterized. Gene Ontology annotation, molecular function: metal ion binding; RNA endonuclease activity; single-stranded DNA endonuclease activity. Lineage: Eukaryota; Fungi; Ascomycota; Leotiomycetes; Helotiales; Mollisiaceae. The record is from RefSeq and is a predicted model, not a curated record. The coding region runs from base 108 to 1163 and encodes 351 amino acids. Gene Ontology annotation, cellular component: nucleus; mitochondrial inner membrane. The transcript has a single exon. Gene Ontology annotation, biological process: apoptotic DNA fragmentation.
CCCUUCUCACGCGCGUCUAUGUCUUCAUCGUGACCAUACGCGCCGAAUUCCCCCCUUCGACGACAAUAAAUACCAGGCCAGCCCCGUACACGUCUGAGCCUCUCACGAUGUCAAAGACUACUAUAGCUAUUAUCGCCGCCGUGAGCGCUGCAGCAGGCGCAAGCGUUACAGCAGCAAUGUACUCUACGCGCUCAGAGAAGAAAAUCCAAGCCGUUGCAUCCUCGACGUCCGUCUCAGCUACAUCCACAACAUCAGUUCCAGCUCCCGUACCAGGAGCGUUCCCUAUAUCUGCGAAAGAUAUCCUGCCGCCCGUCGACCCAGCAGGGCUCUUCCAAUAUGGCUUCCCAGGCCCAGUAUCCGACCUCGCGACUCGAAAUGCCCUCGUCUCCUCCUUCGACCGCCGCCUGCGAAACCCGUCUUGGGUAGCAGAACACAUAACCCCACAAUCCCUCGCGACCUCGAACGGAGACCGCAAACACAGCGUUUUCGUCGAAGACCCCUCCGUCCCCGAGAAGUUCAGAGGCAAGCUGAAGGAUUACUUCCGCUCUGGCUACGACCGCGGACACCAGGUGCCAGCCGCAGACGCGAAAUGGAGUCAGGAAGCUAUGAACGAUACUUUCUUCUUGACGAACAUGUGUCCGCAGGUUGGGGAGGGCUUUAAUCGAGAUUACUGGGCGCACUUCGAGGAUUUCUGCCGGAGGUUGACGUUGAGAUAUCCGUCGGUGAGGAUCGUUACGGGGCCGUUAUAUCUACCCAAGCGAGAUGCUGUGGAUGGGAAGUGGAGGGUGUCGUAUGAGAUGAUUGGGAAUCCGCCGAAUAUCGCUGUCCCUACGCAUUUCUACAAGGUGAUUUUCGCGGAGGAUGGGACGACGACGGGGCCUGUUGCGGUGGGGGCUUUUGUGUUGCCGAAUGCAGCGAUUCCGAAUACCAAGCCGAUUACGGACUUUGAGGUACCGGUUGAAGCGGUGGAGAGGGCAAGUGGGUUGGAAUUUGCGACGAAGUUGCCGGCGCAGAGGAGGAAGAGGCUUUGUACGGAUACGGUGUGUGCUCUUGUUAUCAAGGAGUAUGCAGAUAGGCAGAGGGCGUUUGUGAAGGAGGAUAAGGUCGCUGCGGUACCGACGAGGACGAGUCCUAGGAAUCUGACUCCGGCUUCUAAUCUAUGAUUGAUGUUGGGUGGAUAAUGUCUGAGGAAUGGUUUACAGAGGAGGAUUAGCUCGCGAGGGCGUUUUCUGUUGUUUUAUGUUUGAUUUGGCAUAGCAUAUAGCAUCUGCAUUUGCAUUGGGGAGAGCGAACGCAUAGCAUGGAGUUUUGUCUUUUUGACUUGUUGUAUUUGUACUUGAUACCAGAACUUAGAUAGCAUAGCAUAAACUCAAUACACGACACAAUUACAUGAAAAUCU